Lasiosphaeria miniovina is the source of this 626-nucleotide messenger RNA. RefSeq lists its product as uncharacterized. The coding region runs from base 1 to 507 and encodes 168 amino acids. The transcript has a single exon. The record is from RefSeq and is a predicted model, not a curated record. NCBI's taxonomy places the organism in Eukaryota, Fungi, Ascomycota, Sordariomycetes, Sordariales, Lasiosphaeriaceae.
AUGCCGAAAGGUCGCCCUGUCAAUCAGGGCGGUCCUUUUGAAAAUGAAGCCAUCCUCCCGGAGCCACCGGCGCCGAAGACGAAGACAGCAGCCCGGAGCGGCACGAUUCGCCGGGACGCGCGGCGUUACUAUUCACAGUUCGAGGUAGCCGGGCCGAGCCUAGAAGAGCGGGAUGAACAAGAUGAACAGGAUGAAGAAGACAUGGAGAUUGAGUCGGACUGCAUCGUCCUCGGCGCAGGGACAAAGAGAAAGGCAACAACACAACAGAGGAAGAAAGGGAAGAAAAGAAAGACAACGAAGAAGACGAGCAAGCUCGUCAAGGACAAGGCGAGCCGCCCGGGCCGGGCCAAGACUCACCUCUAUGACCUACGGGUAAAAGAGUGGUGGGACCGCAGGGCUCAACGCAGGAGCUCGUGGGAGGUUUCAAACACUGAUGAAGACGUAUUCUUCGAUUCCUUGGAUGAAGAUGACCCUUUUCCUCGUAAGGAGGACUUCAUAGAUAACUAAGUUGCUAGAUUGACGGGCUCAACACCAAGGAAUUGCAUCACCAUAACAAACUAGGUUAUCAUUAGACUAGAUUGCUAGACUCAACACCAAGGAAUUACAUCACCAUGUCAACAAAUCAG